Diabrotica balteata is the source of this 951-nucleotide messenger RNA. NCBI's taxonomy places the organism in Eukaryota, Metazoa, Arthropoda, Insecta, Coleoptera, Chrysomelidae. The record is from the annotation of a GenBank genome assembly.
AUGGCAAGAAAAGUGGAACAACAAGGAAGAUGUUGCCCAGUGGACCAAGAUGCUGAUCCCGAGCUUAACGGACUAGGUAGAUUGCCUGUUUUAGGGCAUAUCUUCAUAGGUUCAGAAAGACAGAUACAGAUAACUGCCUAUACUGCGAAUAUUCCGACGAGAAACAGAAUGUAUAAAGAAAUAGGAUCCAGUUGUGAUGUAACUAUAAGUAGUGAUACAAAUAGGAAUGGAACAAUUACUAGUCCGUCGUAUCCUUCACCAUAUCCUGCAAAAACGACCUGUACAUACGAAUUCCAAGGAAGAGGUAAAGAGAGGGUUCAAAUCGUCUUCCAGGAUUUUAGUUUAUAUAUUCCUAAUGCUAACGCAAAAAAUUGUGAUAAUACUGAUUCACUAACGGUCUUCAUUCACAUCGACGGAAGAAUAGAAAAAAUUGACAAAUUCUGUGGAACAACGUUACCUAAACCGAUAAUGUCGAACGGUCCUCGACUGAAAUUAGAGUUCCAAAGUUUCUAUACCUCCAGAUACUCCAGAGGGUUUAAAUCUACUUACGCCUUUAUGGAAAUUAAAACAUUAAUUUUAUUAUAUUUAUAUAUAAAUGAAGCGACUCGCUGCGAAGCCGUUUCAGCCAGUGACUACGUUGAAUUUUCUAAUUAUUUAACAAGAGAUAGGAAAUUUUCGAGGUACUGCGGUCAACUCAAAGAGUUUGACGUAGAAUCUGAUAGAAAAUUCUUUAGAGUCACGUUUCGAUCCAAUGACAGACUUGAUGGUACCGGUUUUAACGCUACUUUUAAAUUUGUUAUGGGAAAAGAAAAUCAUGGAAAGAAACAAAGUACCAGUGUAAAUGCAAGUACAUUUAUAAAAGGUACAUGUCUCCUGGUAAUGCUGAGUUUGAUUUCAUUGACCAAAAUAAAUACAUAAUCAUAGAUUUGAAGAUAACAGGGAUCACUUAAG